AAUAAAACACACUUCAAUAAAUAAGGAGGAAGAAGAAGACCUAACAGAAAAAGCUCAUCCAUUGACAAUGGAUGAAGUGAAGCUGUUUGGAAAUUGGUCGAGUCCUUUCGUUUACAGAGUUAAAUGGGCUUUGGCCAUCAAAGCCAUUCCCUAUGAAUAUGUAGAAGAAGAUCUCUACAACAAAAGUCCUUUGCUCCUUCACUAUAAUCCUAUCUACAAGAAGGUUCCUAUCCUCGUCCAUGGCGGAAAAUCUAUAUGUGAGUCUACUAUCAUCCUCGAAUACCUCGACGAGACAUGGCCGCAAAAUCCCCUAUUCCCUGUCGAUCCCCUCGAUCGAGCUACCGCUCGAUUUUGGAUCCGAUUCGUUGAGGAUAUGGGACUAACCACAUGGAGAAUGUUCUGUUCGAAUGGGGAAGAACGCGAAAAGGCAAAGCGAGAGAGCUUGGAGAUGUUGCAGAUCGUAGAGGAGAAAGGCAUCGACGAGGGAAAGUUCUUCGGUGGAGAGAAGAUCGGGAUUAUGGAUUUGAUGUAUGGAGUAUUUGGAUAUUGGUUGGGAGUGAUUGAAGAGCUGAUUGGCGAGAAACUGAUCCAAGUAGGUUGGUUUCCUCGGCUGCAUGCUCGAAUAACAAAUUUUUUAGAAGCUUCAAUGAUUCGAGAGAAUCGUCCGGAUCGAGAUCGGAUGCUCGUCACAUUCAAAGCCCUGAGAGAACGGGUUCUUCAAUCAAAAUGAUGUUUGGCUUUUGAGUUGUAUCAGAAUGUAAUUUGAACUGCUUUAUAUCGUAUAUGUAUGUGUUUAUGUGUGUGAUAUGUUGUACUACACUUCUUAGUUGUGAUGAAUAAAAUGGCAGGGAGUGAUUUUUAUUUGGUAGGCAAAA
Benincasa hispida (wax gourd) is the source of this 875-nucleotide messenger RNA. Its product is annotated as putative glutathione S-transferase. Gene Ontology annotation, biological process: glutathione metabolic process. Gene Ontology annotation, molecular function: glutathione transferase activity. NCBI's taxonomy places the organism in Eukaryota, Viridiplantae, Streptophyta, Magnoliopsida, Cucurbitales, Cucurbitaceae. The record is from RefSeq and is a predicted model, not a curated record. Gene Ontology annotation, cellular component: cytoplasm.